UGUUCGGCCCUGCUGCGACCGCGGACAGACAAGAAGCGAGUGUCCCGGGUUUGAAGCUAAGCUAAUUCAAAUCUCACCGCAGCGACUUCGUUUUGAUUGUUUAGCAUCCUCAAACGUGCGAACGCGUUUCUGUUUCGGGGAAAAAGCAGAGCUACGUCCGCAGCAUGGCGGAAUACCUCGAUGACCCGACUGUUCUCACCAAAGAGAAGCUGAAGAACGAGCUGACAGCCAACAAUGUGCCACUUCCGAGCGGAGAGCAUAAGAAAGAAGUGUACGUGCAGCUGUAUCUGAAGAACCUGACCGCGCUCAACAACAAGAGUCCGCCUGCAGACGCCUUCUCCAGCGACGAGGAGCUGCUGCCUGCACCCGUGGUGUCCAACAAAAGUCGGUCUGGAAGAAAAGCUACCAAAAAGACAGACAAGCCUCGCACGGAGGAAGUAGAGGUGACAGAUCUCACUGAUGAAGAUCUAAAACAACAGCUGGAAAAACAUGGUGUGGAAACAGGACCCAUUGUUGCCACCACCCGUAAGUUGUAUGAGAAGAAGCUGCAGAAGCUUUUGGACCAGCCUCCAGCUGAACCUGAAGCUCCUACAGACGUCACAGCUCUCCCCAAGGCAGACAGUAACCAGAACGGCAACACCAAUUCUGACCAUUACAGUGACAAGGAAGAUGAGGAGAUUGCCGCCCCUGAACCAGAGCCAGUUCCUGUGGUAGAGAGGCCUGUGAGAAGCAGAGGGAAAACUCCAGUUACCGUCAGAGCCAGCAGCAGACGACAAGCCAAGGUGGUGGAGGAAAUUAUUACUGAAGAAACUCCUAAGAAGGCCAGCGAGAGUGUUGUUGAAGAUAUUCUUGCCAAUGAAAUAAACACACCAACAGGCAUGAGUGCGACCCGCAGGCGUCCGAUCCGAGGGGCAGCUGGUCGACCGUUAAAACCGAGCGAAUACUGGCUGGACGAGUCCCGUUUGCAGCACAGCGUCCACACUGAGACCCGCUCUUACUCUGAGUCUUUCUCCAGAGGGGGCAGCUCCGUCUCCUCCACAGCGCCGGCCCGACGAGGCUUCCUGUCUGUGUUGCUCAAGCUCCUGCUCCUCGUUGUCGUGGGUGGUUCUCUCUUCUACGCCUACCAGAACCUGGAUGCCGACCGCAUCAACACCCUCAAAGGCCUCCUGGACAGCGUCGUCGUCGUCCCCCUUCAGGGCGUUGUGAACAACGCAGCCACCUACCUGGGCAUCGGCAGCAGCGGUGCUCCAGAGGGCGCCGGCAAGUAAGGACCCUCAGCAGUCUCGCUCCACGCCCACGCCACCUCCCUGCCGCCUGCCACAGCACACCACAACUCAAGCAGCAAACUUGGCUCACUUCUUCUUUUUAGCCACAUGGUUGGACAAAGGUUGCAGAUUUAAUUGGAACGCUGAACUUUCUCCUUUCUGAACUUUGGCUUUCCUCCCACCACAAGAGGAAAACGGUAGCUUCUGGAUAACACUGUUUUGUGGCAGUCAGAAGAGACUCAUUUUAAUGUUGAUUUGAAUCUGUGAAUUGUUUGUGUCUUUGUGUGUAAUUAACCCUUGUGUGUAGGAACAGGUGCAGAAUGGAGAGGCCAGUUUGUCCAUGCAUGGUUGUAGUUUUUGAAGGUCAUACUGUAGUUUCUAACUCUGUGCCAGGUGUUUUUUCUGAUGGUGAAGUGCCUGGACACUCUUAGCACGUAGUGCCCUCCUAUUUUCAAGCACAAAGCAGUGCUUCUACUAAUACCAGAAUGUUACGUGUGUUUCCUGUAUGAAUUUCAAAAUUUGCUCUGUAGCUAUAGAGUUAGGUAGAGUGAUUCAUUAUUUCUAUGGUGCUCAGGUCGAUUCAGCUGAAAUGUUUUAAUGUGGUCUGUGCUGGGAGGAGACACAUGGAGUGAUCAGGUCGCAUCACUGCAUGAGGAAAAUCCGCCCACGGUCAGGCUAAGGUAAAAAACAAAACGUUUCAAUGGCUUUCGAUCACGGCUUAAGUCAUUGUAUAUGAGGCUCUAUGACUAGAAUUAUGUGUAUUGUUAUCCAGAUUUUUACUGUUUGAGGAAGAAUAACUUUUACUUUUCGGAUCUCUUAUCAACUUAUCAAUUUACAAACAAAAUUGUAAAAGAAACAGCUUUUUAGUUUUGAUUAUCUUCCAAUUAUUUGACAAUUCCUCCUUAAGGAAACUUAAAUUGCAGUGUUCGAUCAUGGAUUAUUGAUUUGCCAGUCCUGCCAGUGUGCCCGAUUGAGUUUACAUGCUUUGGGUUUUAGUGCUCUGUUGUGCUUUUUUUUUUUUUUUUUUUGUUCUGUUUUAAUUAGAUUUCUGAUCCUUCAGUCCUUUAAGUAGGAUUGGCUGUUACAAUGCACCCACAUAGCCCAGCUAACUGACUGCAUGUGUCCAGACAUGGAGGAUCGGCAAAAAAGACACAUGGAGAAAGUCGAUCCUUUUGGGACAGUUAAUCAAGCUAUUCUCUUCAGAGCUCUUUGGCUACUUCUGCCUGAGCAAAAUUACCAGACAUAAGAGAAGGUAUAUUUCUCUGUAAGGGGUUUGUUUACCUGCUGGGAGAGAGGAAGCAAUCACUGGAGGUGAUGUUGGGGGUGGGAGGAUUUCUGUGGCUUCUUUGUUUCUAUUUUGAUAUUUUUCUAAAAUGGUAUGUUCAACUUUUUAUAGCACAUUUUAAGCUAACAUUUGAAAGCAAUAUGUAAUACAUGAAAGUGAUACUGUAUCUUAAUUUGAACCUUGCUGACUUAACACAAAUGAGUCAUUAACAGGCAGCUCUCCCGCAAUGGACAAAAAACGACGGGUUAUGUGGGGAAGGAUUUGUAAUCUGUUUAUUUAUGAUAAUGUAGACAGCGUAUCAUAAAAUAAACGUGGCUAUU
This is a messenger RNA of Anoplopoma fimbria (sablefish), 2870 nucleotides long. It is a transcript of the gene tmpob, whose product is annotated as thymopoietin b. The transcript is spliced from 7 exons. The record is from RefSeq and is a predicted model, not a curated record. NCBI's taxonomy places the organism in Eukaryota, Metazoa, Chordata, Actinopteri, Perciformes, Anoplopomatidae. Gene Ontology annotation, molecular function: DNA binding. The coding region runs from base 165 to 1268 and encodes 367 amino acids.